UACAUAUUGCCACUCUGUCUUAUUGAUGUAGUGUGUAAAUUAUCUGUCUUAUCAAAAUAUGUUCAUAAGACUUGAAUCUCGAUUUAUUUAUUUCUUUCAGAAAUUAUUUUGAAUACAGAAACUGCUGGAGUUUCGGGUGUUUUUAUAUUCAAUUCUAAGCUCAAAGCUGAUCUUUCUAGUAUCGGCAUACAAGGUCGUACAUGGCCCAGGACAAUUAGUACUCUGGAACAACUUUGGUUUUUAAUUAUUUAAUAGGAAUAAUUUUAGACUUAUUAUGAUGGCAUCAAUAAUCAUGGAAAAGUACUGUUUUGACGAGGAAACUGGUGAAAUAUUGAGGUACCGAAUUAAUGAAGAAACUGGAGAACCCCUGCUUAACAAUAAACAAUGCUCAGAUCAUCUUGUAAGGGAAUCGAAAAUAUCGUCAAUUUAUGGAAGCAAAAGACCACAUAAAAACAUUCGUUUUCCUAAAUGCUAUAUAAGUAAAUCAAAGAAGUUUCAAAAACUUAAAGCUAAUAUUUUAGCCGGGUCUAAUACAACAAGUCAUAGAAUGCUACUAAUAUUUCCUACAUUUAUGAUCUUUCCCAGUCUCAUAUGUGUUAUCUUACUGUUGCUUGAAAUAUAUCUCCAUAUUCAAUGCCAUAAGAAAAAUAAAAACUUGAAAGACUCAAACUCGUACUACCGUAGCCCCUUUCAUGUGGUAACAAGUAUAUUUUGUGGUGUUUGCCGUGAUUGUGACACUGCAUCAAAAAUAAAAAAAAUACAGGAAAAAAGACUAUACAAAUACAAUAUCAAAUAGUAGUUUAUAUUAAGGCAUUUGCAUGGUACUAUAUAAGUAUAUUUAUAUUAUAGUUAAUAUAUUAUGUUAAAUUUUGCAAUGCCACUUACUUCGCUAUACCUAUAUUAAAGCUAAAUCUACUUUUCAGUUGAUUACUUUGACCAUAAUGUAAAUAAAUAGGUGCUCUCUAUAGAAUUUACUUCUUUUUAAUUGGUCUUGGAUGUUAUAUUUGAUUUAAUAGUGAUGUUAUUGGGUUAUUACAGCAAGCUCUUGUUGCAGUAACUAAGGUUUAAUAUUGAAGAUUUAAGAUAUAAAAAAUACCUCUUCAUUUUGUGAUACAUCUAUAAUUACUUGUAACGGCUGUAACCACUAGUGAUGGGUAUUGAAUGAAUGGACCAGUUCAAUCAACCGAUCAUUGUGUUAAUGGUUCACAUAUCUCUAAUGGAAUAGUUCAUUCAUAGACUAUGACAGACGUAAACAAGGAGUUUGUUUGUUGUCCAUAUAAAUAAGAUGUGAACUGUAAAUGAAGACUAUUAAUUUAUUCAGUAUAAAUUAAUAAUCUUAGUUUACAAUGCAUAUAAAAUUAAUGUUAGUAUCACAAAUUAACCAAGUCUCUUCUAACCAUGGCAAUUGCGACAAGGCCAUACAGUUGAUUCAGUCAUGCUGUCUUGCAAGCACAAGGUUAACUCAUAAUACACCGUCUAGUAACUACAGUCCAUGAAAGAAAAUGAAUGGUCUAGUUUCAUUUGUGAUUUGUCCACGACCCAUCGCUAGUGACCACUACAGGCUAUAUAAUAAAAUAAUAGAUCUGAAAGGUGUUUAUAAAGGAAUUAAUUCCUUAAGGAUAUUGUGACAAUUUUAGUGGUGCUGGUUAUUGUGAUAAUUUGUGAAAUAUGAAUUAAAUGUAUACUCGUACACAUGUUUAAA
Molecule: messenger RNA, 1702 nt
Organism: Leptidea sinapis
Lineage: Eukaryota; Metazoa; Arthropoda; Insecta; Lepidoptera; Pieridae
Exons: 2
Coding region: 275-796 (173 amino acids)
Source: RefSeq, a predicted model, not a curated record